CUCCAACCUCCCUCUCUCAAUCCUUUCUUACAACCUCACCGACUCCAGCUCCUUCCCAGUCUCUCGUCCUACCUUCCCACUCCUGUCAAGCCUUUUCUCUUACGACUGGGAGAGUUCGCGGUCACCAAGAUGGGAACCGGAAAGAAAGAGGCGAGCCGAAAGGUUCGCCAGGGCAAGACCGGCGAUGGCAUGGGCAAUGUCAAGGUGAAGGGCGAGAACUUCUAUCGCUCUGCCAAGCGGGUGAGGCAACUCAAUAUGUACAAGGAUGGCAAGCCCCAGCGCAACGCCGACGGCGAGAUCACCAAAGCCGCGUCGUACCAGAGCCGAGAUAUCCCUACCGCCCGGAUCGAGCCCAACCGCAAGUGGUUCGGCAACACACGCGUCAUCUCCCAGGAGAGCUUGACUGCGUUCCGUAGCGCCAUGGCGGAGAAGGCCGCGGAUCCCUACUCGGUCCUGCUGAAGAGCAACAAGUUGCCCAUGUCGUUGAUCAAGGACGGUUCAGAGACCAACGGCCUCAAGAAGCACCAGGCCAAGAUGACGAUUGAGACUUCUUCAUUCGGAGAUACAUUCGGUCCCAAGUCGCAGAGGAAGCGCGUCAAGAUUGGCGCCGGCUCCAUUGCCGACUUGGCCGGCGAGGUCGACAAGGACCUUGACAGUUACAAUGACCGCCUCGACCAAGCCAAGCUGCUCAGCGGAAACUCCGGGGCCGGCCCGGACGGCGAGGACGAGAGUCAUGUCACCAUGUCGAUCGAGCCCAUCUUCAACAAGGGUCAGAGCAAGCGUAUCUGGAACGAGCUGUACCGCGUGCUCGACUCCUCAGACGUUGUUAUCCACGUUCUGGACGCUCGCGACCCUCUGGGAACGAGGUGUCGAAGCGUCGAGAAGUACCUCCGCGAGGAGGCGCCCCACAAGCACCUCAUCUUCGUCUUGAACAAGACGGACUUGGUGCCUACGAGUGUUGCUGCCCGUUGGGUAAAAUACUUCUCCAAGGACAAGCCUACGCUGGCCAUGCACUCUAGUCUGACCAACCCCUUUGGUAAGGGUAGUCUGAUUGAGCUCUUGAGACAGUAUGCCAAGCUUCACAGCGACCGCAAGCAGAUCUCAGUCGGUCUCAUCGGCUACCCCAAUGUCGGCAAGAGCAGUAUCGUCAACACCCUGAGGAGUAAGAAGGUCGCCACCGUUGCUCCCAUUCCUGGUGAAACCAAGGUGUGGCAGUACAUCACCCUCACUCGCAAGAUUUACAUGAUUGACUGUCCCGGUAUCGUUCCGCCGUCGCAGACUGACACCCCUCAGGACUUGCUCCUCCGAGGCGUUGUUCGUGUUGAGAACGUCGACAAUCCGGAGCAGUAUAUCCCAGCUGUCCUCGCCAAGGUCAAGACGCACCACAUGGAAAGGACAUAUGAGCUCAAGGGUUGGAACAAUCACAUGGAGUUCCUUGAGAUGAUUGCACGAAAGAGCGGUCGUCUGCUGAGGAAGGGAGAGCCCGACCUGGACGGAGUCGCCAAGAUGGUACUCAACGACUUCAUGCGUGGAAAGAUCCCUUGGUUCACUCCUGCUCCUGUCGAAGAGGAGGGUGCAGAGACGAGCGAGGGCAUCGAGGGACGUAGCGGCAGACUUGGUGAGAUGCCUCAGAAGCGAAAGCGCGCCGCAGCAGACAUGGCCGAGAGUGUCGCCGACACUUCUAUGGGUCCUUCUUCUGUUGGCAGUGACAGCGACGAGGAAGAGGACGGCGACGAGUUUGAAGGUUUCAACUCUGGCGAUGACAAGCCCGAUGGUGAUAAGUCCUUGGGUGAGGCAUCGGAGGGUGUUGAAGACGAUUCCGACGACAUGAUACCGCUCGACGAAAUAUCAGACGAUGACUCAGAGAGCGAAGAUGGCGGUGACGGGGCGGCAUCGGAGACGAGCUACAACACGUCCGUCAAGGCCAUCUCGGACCGCAGUGCCAGCAACGCCUCCAAGAAGAGGAGAAAGACCUGAACUCAUCAGGCCACAGUCUGCUAGACGAACAUCUUUCGCUGCGACGCCGAAGUUUCGGCAGCCUCACCUGUGAAGGUGGGAACAUGGCCAAAAUUGGGACUGCUGACUCGAGAAGAAGAGGGAGAUUGCCCUUCGCAUUCGGUCGGACGGCCCAAGAAGAACACGUCCCGUUGUUGUCAGCCGUGAGAUGACGGGGCCGUUGAAGGUCCAGCUGGGACACGCCUGUUCGGUUACAACCCUGAUUUGUUUCCAGAUACUGAGGCUGUUAUUGUCCGGCACCCGAGUGCGGCUCUUCCAGGCUUGUGUGGCCGGGGAUCCCUGACGCGUGUCUUCCCGCGUGUUUCUCCAGUUGAGCACAGACUUCCAGCCGCGAGGGGGUUUCCCAAACAUUUCUCUUCUCUCUCUCUCUCUUGUCUUGAGGAACCGAGCAUGGCGUUAUAACCGUAUGAUACCCCCAUUAUGUUGUCUUGAAUGGCGAGUUGCCAUCUAUGGAAAGCUGUCCCAUUCUUCAACGUGCCUCUUUCGGAGACUAUAGCCGCCAGUCCUUUCGUUCCCCGAACUCUGAUACAAAAGAAAGGCAAAAUCAUAGAAUACCAAACAACAAAAAAGGAUGACGACCUGGUGAUCGUUAGUCGGUUAAAAUAUACACUUUGAUUCAACCGAUAAAAACUUUGAUUCCUUCUACUCCGCGUUCUUGCGACUACUUAUGUUGCUAUCGCCACAAACCCCGCAGUCGUUCGCUUCACUGCUUUCCCCCUCCCUUACGUCGUUGACCCUUGACGGAGUCGAAACAUCAGGCGACGGCGAAAUCGGGAUUCGACGACGAAGCCAUUUAACCUUCGGCAGCGUUUAGGUUCGUCGUCGCAACUAAGGAGUGAAGCAUGAGAGUUUGUUGGUGUCUCUCCUCGAGCUUCCGUCUCAACCAGGUCCGAAUGACGCCCCAGCUUCCUCCCCUUCGUUCAAAAGUUUGUUUCUGCAAAGAAUUUCUUCCUUCCUACUAGCGUGGCGACGAGGUUUCUCCUCGUUUCGUCUAGUGUACAGUACUGUACCGUACUGUGAAUGGCCUGCUCUAUCUUGGAAGCAUCCGGCCUACCGAUCGCAGGGUAUCGAUCGUCUGAAAAUGAGUCGUGUUCAUUCAUAACCUUUUUGACCGGCACACCUCUCACCACAACGACUGACUGACGAUUCCGGGAACACACCUCCGGCCAUACAGCUCCGACCUCUCACCCCCAGUUUCCCUCCGCAAAAUCAUGUCGAAGAAGCGGCGUCGCCUCCACGUGUACUCAGUACCCAAAGUUCCGAUUUGCCGUUUCUGCCUUGUUUUUCCACGUCGACACCCUUGUCCCCCCUCUUCCUGUCGUUCUCUUGCUCCUCAGGGAACGCUUCAAGCUUCACGGAAACACCCCUCUCUCUCCGUUUUCUGCUCUUCCUUCUCCCCCCCUCCAUUCCCCCGGAUGUUUCUUCUCCCCAUUCGUACCAUGUCUACUCCAUUACUCGAGCAUUCGGCUCACGGAUAACGGACUAGUCAUUCACUUCGAGGAUACUUUUUUUCUCACGUUGUCGUGUCCGUCGAAGGUCUGUGUGUGUAUGUGUGUGUGAGUUGAGCGUAUGGGGGCCGUGUCGAUUGCCCAACCCCUCCUCAUCCUCAUUCGCAUCUCUAACCAUUGAGAGAAGAGAGAACGUCGGCAAACAUUCAAGCUUUGAGGGGGUCUAGAAAGCAUAAAACCAUGAAGUAUUCCUUCCGCUGGUGCUGACGUUGCUUCCCCCUCGUUCUGUCUCUUCUUCACACCCUCUAAUCUGAUGGUUGUCCGAAACUAUCUUUUUCUACAUCGGAGCCAAGAGGAUCAAUAAAGUCUUGUCGCUCUCCCCCAACCCAUUCAUCUUUUCCUUUUCCUCGAACUCGGGCCAUCCGUUGCAUCGAUUCUGUUCCUGAAUCUUUUCCUUGGCCGAGUGACGUCUGUUGUCAUCCCCUUUAUUCCUCGCUUCCACUUCUCUUAUACCGUUCCGAGGCUAAGGCCAAAGUCGAAAAAAGACAGACACCCACGAUGCGUCUCUCUGUAGUCACCGUCAUAUCCCUGGCCACGAGCUCUCUCGCUGUGGCCUUAGUGCCCAGGGAAUCUAACAACACAUUGGUGGAACCAAACCACAACCCCGGAGGCGGAGGAGGAGGAGGAGGAGGAGGUGGUGGUGAAGGUGGUGGAAAAGGGGGUGACAAAUCCGCCAAACCCUCUGCCACUCCCACUCC
This is a messenger RNA of Colletotrichum destructivum, 4222 nucleotides long. Its product is annotated as Putative nucleolar GTP-binding protein. Lineage: Eukaryota; Fungi; Ascomycota; Sordariomycetes; Glomerellales; Glomerellaceae. Gene Ontology annotation, cellular component: nucleolus. Bases 130 to 1977 code for a protein of 615 amino acids. The record is from RefSeq and is a predicted model, not a curated record. Gene Ontology annotation, molecular function: GTP binding. The transcript is spliced from 4 exons.